AAGAGCAUUACAAAUAUCCAUAUCUAUAUGUUUAUUAUACUGAGUUCUCUAUAAUAUGAACAUGUCAUAAUCGGGCUAAUUGAGCAUUGGUCUAAGGCAUCAGUUCGAAGAAAGUUCAUUCAUCGAUUCAACAUUUAUUGCGUUAGUUCGUCUUGAGCUCUGUAUAUAUAUAUGUAUUGCCUCUGAACAAGAAAGAACAUAAUCAAGAAGACAUAUAAUCUUUUCUUCCAAAAGUAGCAGUUGGAAUUGGAAGAUGGCAGAGCAUAAGUCCGUGGUCGAGGAUCCCCCGGCACCGUUGUCGAUGGCGGGGCCCUAUGGCGGCAAAGUAUCGGGCAAGCCGCCAAAGAGGAACACGUAUGCCAUCGCUUGCACCAUCCUUGCCUCCAUGACUUCCAUCUUAAUUGGCUAUGAUGGGGGCGUGAUGAGUGGCGUGGGUGACUACAUCCAGAAAGACUUGCAUAUGAGCGACGUCGAGUUAGAGAUUAUCAACGGCAUGGUCAACAGCAUGUCGCUCCUCGGCGCCUCCAUGGCAGGUAGGACCUCUGACUAUGUAGGCCGCCGCUACACCAUAGUCAUUGCUGGUGCAAUCUUCUCCGCGGGUGCCUUCCUCAUGGCUUUCGCCACCAAUUUUGCCUUCCUCCUGUUCGGCCGGAUUGUGGCGGGAAUCGGUACUGGGUAUGCCUUCAUGAUCGCCCCUGUCUACACUGCCGAAGUCGCCCCUGCUUCGGCUCGUGGCUUCCUCACCUCCUUCCCAGAGGUAUUCAUCAACAGCGGUGUGUUACUCGCGUACAUAUCGAACUACGGCUUCUCAAAGCUCCCAUCGCACCUGGGCUGGCGAUUCAUGCUUGGGCUGGGGGCCAUCCCUUCAGUCGUCCUGGCAGUUGGCGUCCUGGCCAUGCCUGAAUCUCCCCGUUGGCUAGUCAUGCAGGGCCGCUUGGGUGAGGCCCGGAAGGUACUCUACAGGACUUCAGACUCGAACCAGGAGGCCAAGGAAAGGCUCGCCGACAUCAAGGAAGCUGCGGGAAUACCCCCUGAACGUAAUGAUGACGUGGUGCAGGUAGUGAAGAAGCGGAGCAGCGGUUCGGGCGUGUGGAGGGAGCUGCUCCACCCGACUCCGGCUGUUCGCCACAUUUUGAUCUCGGCUGUUGGCAUCCAGUUCUUCCAGCAGGCAUCAGGGAUAGACACAAUAGUCCUAUAUAGCCCACGUAUCUUUGACAAGGCCGGGCUCAAAUCAAAGGACAAGAAGCUGCUCGCCACAGUGGCAGUCGGAUUCUCCAAGACCGUCUGCAUCUUGAUUUCGACCUUCUAUCUCGACCGGAUCGGGCGGCGCCCAAUUCUCCUAGCAAGCGUGGGUGGCAUGGUCUUAUCAUUGGUGGCCCUCGCGAGUGUGCUGGAGGUGGUGAACCAGCACCCAGAUGGGCAGAUGACGUGGGCCCUCGUCAUGUGCAUCGCCAUUGUGCUGUGCUUCGUCGGGUCGUUCUCGAUGGGGCUGGGCCCCAUCGCCUGGGUCUACAGCUCAGAGAUAUUCCCGCUAAGGCUUCGAGCCCAGGGCGCAGCCAUCGGCGUGGUGGUGAACCGGUUCACGAGCGACAUCAACUCUAUGACAUUCAUCACUCUUUACAAGGCCAUCACCAUGAGCAGUGCCUUCUACCUCUUCGCAUCAGUAGCAGCCGCCUCCUGGGUGUUCUUCUACCUGCUGCUGCCCGAGACGCGUGGGCGGACCCUCGAAGAUAUGGAAGUCCUGUUCGGGAGCUACCACCGGUGGAGGUCCGUAGCCAAGAAACUCGAGAACAAGCGGAGCGAGGCUCCCAAUGCCAAUGUCCCCUGCAGUAACAACAACAUUAGCACAGCGGGGCCACCGGAGAAGGGACAGGAGACUGCCUAAUUAGUCCUAUUAGCCAUAGUAAACCUUGUGGUAGGGCCAGCGCAGGACUUGUUUACUCCUUCUAGCCCUAAUUAAUUGCCUAGCUAAUAUAGUAAUUAUUGUUUCCAA
This is a messenger RNA of Punica granatum (pomegranate), 1993 nucleotides long. Lineage: Eukaryota; Viridiplantae; Streptophyta; Magnoliopsida; Myrtales; Lythraceae. The record is from RefSeq and is a predicted model, not a curated record.